AUGGAGUCAUACAAACAGCGAAGUGAUAGCCUGCGACACCUCGAUGACAUCGGAUCCUUCUACGGCAAUAAGAUCCCGACGGUCGAGGCGUUCGCAGAGAUCAUGGAAACCUCGGCUUUUGUGGCCUGGGCACGAAGUGCUCCGAGAGACAGCUCUCUCAUCGAACCCCUGGACGCUUUCGCGCGCCGUAAGCAGCUGGUUCCGACAACCACCAACGUCGCACCCGGUGCGCGAGAGCAAAAUGUCAACUGGCCACUUCGAAGACGGUCCCGCUUCGGGCGCGAGUUCCUAGUCAGGCCGGAAGCUUUGGACGGGUCGCUCAACGAGCUGCUACUGGGGUAUAAGGCUCGAGCCAGAACAGCAGGGAAGCAGAAUCUCGUUCUUGUCGUUUACGAGUACGCGGCCGAAUGGACCAUUGUUGCCUUUACGCUACGUAGAGCUCUCGACAGUGCGAUCAAGGAACAUCGCGAAUAUGAGGCGCCGUCGUGGGCCACGAGGUCCAAUAACACUUUCCACCGUCGUUCCCUAGCACAGCUUGCUUCUAUCACCACGCGCGCAUCGGACGAAAGUGCUGACGAGCUACUGCCUCUUCUCAGUCCCGUCGCCCAGAGCGCUCAGAUGACCCCCGAUAGGCCCUACACCCCCGGCCAGCCCAAGUCCCUCGAGGGCAUUGCGGUACGGUCCUUCUGCCUCGGCAUCACGCUCGCCCUGUCCGUGGUCACCAUGAUCACGAUCCUGGUCUUCACCUCGUCUCCGCUGUGGCGCGUGCCUUUCUUCUUUGGCGCGCUGUCGACUUUCCACUUCCUCGAGUUCUGGACGACCGCCAAGUACAAUACUCCCAUCGCGAACGUCGACUCCUUCCUUCUCACAGCGAAUUGGCCGGCAUAUGCGAUCGCGCACGUCUCGGCGUCGGUCGAAUGUCUGUUGUCGAACCUGUUGUUUCCGAAUCGGUCGUGGGCUCCAUUUUACCUCGGGCAUAUCCUCCUUCUGAUAGGGUUCUUAAUGGUAUUUGUUGGACAGGUCGCCCGCAGCGCGGCCAUGGUCCAGGCAGGCCAGUCCUUCAACCAUACUGUCCAAUCGAGGAAGAAGGACAAUCACGAACUGGUCACUACAGGUCUGUACUCGUUCGUCCGACACCCAUCAUACUUCGGCUUCUUCUACUGGGGAAUUGGCACCCAGCUUAUCCUCGGAAAUCCAAUAUGCUUCGUCGCCUAUACGGCCGUCCUAUGGAAGUUCUUUUCAAAUAGGACGAAGCAUGAGGAGCAUUACCUCAUAGAGUUCUUCGACGAAGACUAUAUCCAGUACAAGAAGAGGGUUGGCACUGGAAUGCCCUUCAUUUGGGGAAGCGCCAAGACUCAGACCACGGGCAGACCUACCAUUAAGGAUAAGACUCCAAGCGAUGCUUCUCUAAUAAAGAACGGCGACUUGAAGUCAGUGAAGCGUACCUGA
Molecule: messenger RNA, 1449 nt
Organism: Anthostomella pinea
Lineage: Eukaryota; Fungi; Ascomycota; Sordariomycetes; Xylariales; Xylariaceae
Source: the annotation of a GenBank genome assembly